AUGCCAGAUUCUAAGGAAACUCAAGGAAAUUACUCGCUGUAUCCUGCCUCACCGGUGCCCCCCGGAAACCAAAUUCCACCAGGAGCUGCAGCCGCAGCAGCUGCGAACUCAUACUUAUAUUCAAAUCCUUAUCAUUCUCAAUAUAACUAUGCUUAUCCUAUGGGUAUAGAAUUAUAUCCUUCUCAAACCCUACAAUAUGUGGGAUAUCAUCAACCUGCAAUGGCAUAUGGAGGCUACGGAGGGCCAGCUCAAGGUGCUGUACCCAUGAAGAAGAAAUUUUAUAAUGGAGGUAAUAACUAUAAGAAGGAUAAUCAGUCAAAUAAUAUUGGCGGAAGUAACUCUGUAGGCGGGACUGGUGCGCAUAACGGAACUACUACUUCUCCUGACAACAGUAAACCAGUGCAAGUUACUAUUAAGAAUUUAUUCAAGUUUGAGCUAGGUAACAGCAACUGCGUUCAUGUUGAUGGGUUAAAGGUUGAGUACCCUAUGUUUGUGAAUACUAACGCUGAAGAAUAUGCCAUGGCAAAGAGUAAGAGGAAUGCGAUGAGAAUGGAAGCUUUAAGAGACAUGCAUACUAGCGAGAAUAAAAAAACUAGUGAAAGUAAUACAGCAACUGCUUCUCUUGAACCAAGUACUCUUGAAAAUACUUCACAAAGGCCUACCGAAGAAGAGGACAUUACACCAAUUGUAGGCAAAGAUUCAUCUGACAAUAAACCAAGCACCAAGGAGCAUAAAUCUCCAAAUUUCAAUAAGGAUACUGAGGGUUCUCCAGUUGCAACGAAAGCAUCUCAAAGUAAAGACGAACAGCAAACUAUGGUUAAAAGAAAGGACGAUAGCAGUGCGAAGGUUAGUGAAAAAAAGCCCGAAGUACCAGUUAAACCAAUUAAGUCAUGGUCACAGAUAGCUUCUAGUGCUAUGAACAAGAGCAAGUCUCCAGCGGCAUUACCAGCAACUCAAUCUAGGAAGGAUCGGAAAUAUAUUCCUUCCUCUACUAAGAGCAGCGAAUCAGUUGGUGCAGUGUCUUUACGGAUUUCCCUUGAUAAAGAUUACACUAAUUUUAUUAACGAGAAUGCAAAUGAAUCUUCUAGGGCCAUUAACAGUAUUGUACCAAGGGGUAUUUUAAACAAAGGAAAUAUAUGUUUCAUGUCUUCAGUCUUGCAAGUGUUACUAUUUUGUAAGCCUUUUAUCAAGAUGCUAAAUGUAGUACAUAUGAGAACAAGUCAUAAGGCUGGCGAGAACUUACCACCUUUGUUAGAAGCAUGUAUUGAAUUUUUCAAAGGCUUCGAUAAGAACGCAUUUGAGAAAGAAAAGAGUGAGAAACAAGCUUCGCUUGGCAAUGGGAACAAAUCCUUGAAAAACGCAGCUCAAGUAUCCCUUUCUGAGUCUGUUGACCCUGAACCAUUUUAUAAAAGCAUUUCAAAACUAGCUCUGUUUAGGGAUCUUCAAUGGGGACACCAGGAAGAUGCAGAAGAGUUUUUAACGCAUUUCUUGGAUCAACUACAUGAAGAAUUUGUUUCUACCAUUAACAGCUUAUCUUCGAGUGAGGUGCUUUCCUUGCUUCAAAGUAUCCCAGAUGAGGACUUAAGGGUUGAGUUCAUAAAAUCUUUAACAAAGUACAAGAGGUCAGAAUUUAUGAAAAAUAUUUCUCCAGAAUUGAAAUCUUUAAUUGAGAAGCAAGGCAACGGUUUAGACGAUGACCUUGACAAUUCAGACUCAAACGCUGAAUGGCAUGAAGUUAGUAAGAAGGGUAAAAAGACUAAGAACGCCGUGAAGAGAACUAUGGAAGUUGAGCCAUCUCCAAUUAUGUCCAUAUUUGGUGGAGAAUAUAGAUCAGUCCUUGAUAUACCUCAAAACAAGGAAUCACAGUCAAUAACAUUGGAUCCAUUUUAUACAUUGCAUCUACACAUUUCUGACCCUGAAGUUAACGAUUUAGUGUCAGCUUACAGAAAGUUUAGUGAUUUCGAAUACUUACCCUAUAAAGCAGACUCGGGCAACGAUGUGCAGGCCAAAAAGCAAGCUUUCAUUGACAGACUACCAAGUGUAUUACUAAUACAACUGAAGAGGUUUGAGUUUGUUAACCACGAUUCUGAAAGCCGAGAACUCGCGAAUUACAAUGCUUACAAUGGACGUAUUGAGAAAAUACGGAAGUGGAUUAAGUACGGUCAUGAGUUGACAAUCCCACGUGAAGCUAUUUCAUCAGUCAGUGCUAAAUUCUACUCAUCUGAUAAAGAUACAAAGUAUAAAUUAACUGGUGUUGUAUAUCAUCACGGCUUGUCAUCCAGUGGUGGACACUAUACUGCGGAUGUUCUACACCAGGAUCAAGAUAAAUGGUAUAGAAUUGAUGAUGUUAAUGUCACUGAGAUUAAGAAGGAGGAUGUGGUAAAGGGUGGAGAUGCUGAUUCUGAUUCGAAAACAGCUUACAUUUUGUUGUACCAAAAGGAGUAA
Molecule: messenger RNA, 2445 nt
Organism: Eremothecium sinecaudum
Lineage: Eukaryota; Fungi; Ascomycota; Saccharomycetes; Saccharomycetales; Saccharomycetaceae
Gene: UBP3
Product: mRNA-binding ubiquitin-specific protease UBP3
Exons: 1
Coding region: 1-2445 (814 amino acids)
Biological process (GO): protein deubiquitination
Cellular component (GO): nucleus; cytosol
Molecular function (GO): cysteine-type endopeptidase activity; cysteine-type deubiquitinase activity
Source: RefSeq, a predicted model, not a curated record